Messenger RNA from Musa acuminata AAA Group (dessert banana), 793 nucleotides. Its product is annotated as ubiquitin-conjugating enzyme E2-17 kDa-like. The transcript is spliced from 3 exons. NCBI's taxonomy places the organism in Eukaryota, Viridiplantae, Streptophyta, Magnoliopsida, Zingiberales, Musaceae. Gene Ontology annotation, cellular component: nucleus. The coding region runs from base 171 to 617 and encodes 148 amino acids. Gene Ontology annotation, biological process: protein polyubiquitination. Gene Ontology annotation, molecular function: ubiquitin conjugating enzyme activity. The record is from RefSeq and is a predicted model, not a curated record.
UCUUGUGCUUAACGGUAACCGGGAGGUGACCUGAUACGACGUCUACUCUCCUUAUACCGCCGUCGCCUUUUCACGCCUCUCUCUCCCUCUUUCGUUCCUUGUCAAAGCCGGCGGUGGACCUCGCAUCGAUCCAACUCUUCCGAUCUGUAAGCAGAAAAUCACAAGACACUAUGGCUAGCAAACGGAUUCAGAAGGAAUUAAUGGAUUUGCAGAGGGAUCCUCCAACAUCAUGCAGUGCUGGACCUGUUGGGGAAGAUCUCUUCCAAUGGCAGGCAACAAUCAUGGGUCCUGCAGACAGUCCUUAUGCAGGUGGAGUGUUCUUUGUUAAGAUACAUUUUCCACCUGACUAUCCAUUUAAGCCUCCAAAAGUCAACUUCCAGACAAAGGUUUAUCACCCCAAUAUCAACUCGAACGGAAGCAUCUGCCUCGACAUCCUCAAGGAGCAGUGGAGCCCUGCACUGACGAUAUCAAAGGUCCUCCUCUCCAUCUCCUCCCUUCUUACAGACCCCAAUCCUGACGAUCCUCUCGUCCCUGAGAUCGCCCACACGUACAAGAUGCAGAGGUCUCAAUACGAAGAGACAGCUCGAGCAUGGACGCAGAAGUAUGCUAUGGGUUGACAGCACCCCCACCUCCAAUCCAAACUGAGAUGUGUAAUAUGUUUAUGAGAACUAAGAAUAACAAUCCUUCUCCUUCAUGUUGUAUUUGAAGACCCUAAAAGAUCAAACUGAGCUCUCAUGGCAUGAUCUGAAUGUAUAAUAGUUCGGAAUUGGAAAUCAUACGUGCAGAUUUUUCA